CAGUGCCACCUGUCAGUGUCCAUCAGUGCCAUAUAUCAGUGCUCAUCAGUGCCUUGUGCCAGUGCCCAUGAGUGCCACAUCAGUGCCACAUAUCAGUGCCUACCAGUGCACAUCAAUGCCACAUAUCAGUGCCCAUCUGAGCUGCCUUUCAGUGUCACCCAUCAGUGCCAGUCAGUGCCACCUAUCAAUGCCAAUCAGUGCCACCUAUCAGUGCUUCCAAUCAGUGCCACCUAUCAGUGCCAGUCAGUGCCGCAUAUAAGUGCCAGUCAGUGCUGCCUAUCAGUGUGCAUCAGUGCCGCCUAUCAGUGCCAGUCAGUACUGCCUAUCAGUGCGCAUCAGUGCCUCCUAUCAGUGCCUUGCCAGUCAGUGCCACCUAUCAGUGCCAUGUAUCAGUGCUUCCUUUCAG
Molecule: messenger RNA, 406 nt
Organism: Staurois parvus
Lineage: Eukaryota; Metazoa; Chordata; Amphibia; Anura; Ranidae
Source: the annotation of a GenBank genome assembly